This is a messenger RNA of Artibeus jamaicensis (Jamaican fruit-eating bat), 12802 nucleotides long. RefSeq names its product LIM domain containing preferred translocation partner in lipoma (gene LPP). The transcript has 14 exons. NCBI's taxonomy places the organism in Eukaryota, Metazoa, Chordata, Mammalia, Chiroptera, Phyllostomidae. Bases 620 to 2464 code for a protein of 614 amino acids. The record is from RefSeq and is a predicted model, not a curated record. Gene Ontology annotation, cellular component: stress fiber; focal adhesion. Gene Ontology annotation, biological process: cell-cell adhesion.
UCAGGGUUUAGGAGAAGCAGGAUUUGAAUUCUUGUUUCCAGAAACAAAGUCGUGCAUGCCCCCCCGCCUGCAUCCCUCCCCUCCAUUCCUUUGCCCCUAGUUCUGGAAGCUGAGGAGAGAAUGUCUCAGUGCUCUUUCCCUCUGGCCUUGCGAUCACCUCCUUGCAGUGGGACUCGGGGCGUGUGAGAGGGAGUGAGAGCCAGCGGAGGGCCAGCUGCCUGUGGGGCCUGACGUUGCAAGAGCUGUUCCUUCAGGCAAAGGCAGAAAACAUGCCCAUUUUGCAGAUGAGGAAAUUGGGACUCAGAGAUGCCAGAGUUGCCCACAUUUCCUGAUCUUCUUGGUUGGAUCACUGAGGCUCAGAAGCAGAACUGAGGACGGAAUCCACUCACCUGAUUCUCGAUUUAGGGCUGUUUUCAUUGUUCUACUGGGCACUCGUUGGAGGGGAAGAUACUGUUUCCUCAAUUGACACUACUGUUGCCGUUUGCUGAACCUUGUGUCCUCUGACCACUCCCAGAGCUAUUAUCUGAGGGAGCUUUGCCUCUGGCUGAGGAGACACAUCUUCAGUGGGAGCUCUAACACUUGCUGGGCCAGGACACUUUCAACAUUAAAGAUUCUAAAAAUGUCUCAUCCCUCUUGGCUGCCACCCAAAAGCACCGGGGAGCCCCUCGGCCAUGUGCCUGCGCGGAUGGAGACCACCCAUUCCUUUGGGACCCCCAGCAUUUCAGUCUCCACACAACAGCCACCAAAAAAAUUUGCACCAGUGGUUGCUCCAAAGCCAAAGUACAACCCAUACAAGCAACCUGGAGGUGAAGGUGACUUUCUUCCACCCCCACCCCCACCCCUGGAUGAUCCCGGUGCUCUUCCGUCUGGCUCUGGAAACUUCCCUCCUCCACCACCACUUGACGAAGGUGCUUUCAGGGCACAGGGAAAUCCUGGAGGCAAGACCCUUGAGGAGAGACGCUCCAGCCUGGAUGCAGAGAUUGACUCACUGACUAGCAUCUUGGCUGACCUUGAGAGCAGCUCCCCCUACAAGCCUCGGCCUCCCCAGGGUUCUACUGGUGUUACAGCCUCUCCUCCAGUCUCCACCCCUGUCACAGGACACAAGAGAAUGGUCAUACCAAACCAGCCCCCACUAACAGCAACCAAAAAGUCGACCCUGAAACCACAGCCUGCCCCUCAGGCUGGACCCAUCCCCGUGACUCCGAUUGGAACACUGAAACCCCAGCCUCAGCCCGUCCCAGCCUCCUACACUACGGCAUCCACCCCGUCGAGGCCUACCUUCAAUGUGCAGGUGAAGUCAGCCCAGCCCAGCUCGCAUUACAUGGCUGCCCCUUCACCAGGACAGUUUUAUGGCCCGGGGCCAGGGCACCAGAGCUAUAACACUCAACCAGUGCCUGUGACUGGGCAGUGUCCACCUCCUCCAACACGGGGAGGCAUGGAUUACACAUAUAUUCCACCACCAGGACUUCAGCCUGAGCCUGGGUAUGGGUAUGGUCCUAACCAAGGGCGCUAUUAUGAAGCCUAUUGCCCAGUGGGGCCUGCGUAUGGGGGCAAAAAUGAUUCUGAUCCUGCCUAUGGUCAACAAGGUCACCCCAAUGCCUGGAAGCGGGAACAAGGGUACACUCCCUCUGGGCCAGGAAACCAGCACCCUGCUGGCAUGUAUCCGGUUGCUGGUCCCAAGAAGACAUAUAUCACAGAUCCUGUUCCAGCCCCCUCUGCCCCACCACUGCAACCAAAGGGUGGACAAACAGGGUCAAAGGGACCUCCAGCUGCUCCUCCCUCAUUCCGCCCAGAAGAUGAGCUGGAGCACCUGACCAAGAAGAUGCUGUAUGACAUGGAAAAUCCACCUGCUGAUGAAUACUUUGGCCGCUGUGCUCGCUGUGGGGAAAAUGUGGUUGGGGAAGGCACAGGAUGCACUGCCAUGGACCAGGUCUUCCACGUGGACUGCUUCACGUGCAUCGUCUGCAGCAACAAGCUCCGAGGGCAGCCCUUCUAUGCUGUGGAGAAGAAAGCCUACUGUGAGCCCUGCUACAUUAACACCCUGGAGCAGUGCAGCGUGUGCUCCAAGCCCAUCAUGGAGCGGAUUCUCCGAGCCACCGGUAAGGCCUAUCAUCCUCACUGCUUUACCUGUGUGAUGUGCCACCGCAGCCUGGAUGGGAUCCCAUUCACCGUGGACGCUGGCGGCCUCAUCCACUGCAUCGAGGACUUCCACAAGAAAUUUGCCCCCCGGUGUUCUGUAUGCAAGGAGCCUAUCAUGCCAGCCCCGGGCCAGGAGGAGACUGUCCGGAUUGUGGCUCUGGACCGCGACUUCCAUGUUCACUGCUACCGCUGUGAGGAUUGUGGCGGUCUCCUGUCUGAAGGUGACAACCAAGGCUGCUACCCUUUGGAUGGGCACAUCCUCUGCAAGACCUGCAACUCUGCCCGCAUCAGAGUGUUGACCGCCAAGGCUAGCACUGACCUUUGAGGUCAGUGGCCCGUUCAGCUGGUUAGUGGGUGGCGCGGAGAAGAGUGAAACACACACACAAAAGAAGAAGAAGAAAAGCAAUAGAAAAAUAGAAGAAAGGCAAUCAAGCUAUGGAAUGAUCUCUAUUCUUCAUGUAGUAGUAACCUUUCUGUAAAAACACAUAGAUUAUGAGAUUUCUCUUUAAGUUCUUAACCAACUACACAUUUCACAUUUAAUUAUGUAGGACGUUGAUGGGCCUUUGUUCCCAAGGACUUCCACAUUUUUGCACGGAUUAUGCCCCAUCCCAUUCACUUCUGCAUUCCCGUAACUUUUAAGCCCUGUUUGUCUCACUUUUCAUCUGGUUGAAUGGCUUGUUUAGUGUGGUAUUUGCUGUCACGCGGAUUUUCCUGAGUGAAUCAGCCAGUUCACAGGUGCUUUUAGGCUUGACGUCCCCUCCAUCCUAUCAGGUCCACGUUGCCUGUGAUCACAAAGGGUAGCCAUUCUUUCUUUGUGUAUUGAAAGGUAUAUCUUUCUGUGGUUCUAAACUGGUCAUGUUCCUUGGAAAAAAUGCACAAUUUAUAUGUUAGGCUAUAAAGAAUUUAAGCUGUAAAUUACAUAGUUUAAAACAAGCCCAAAUUUGUAACCACCCAAAUUCAAAAUCUAUAGUGACCAGUGGGAAAGGGUUAAUUUGGAAAACAGAUGUUAGUGAGAGAGAUCCAAACUUCAAUCUUUUUUUUAAAGAACUUGCAGGUGGGAUAUGCUGAGAAAGCACUGAGGGUGUUAUGUUUGAGAAGCCCAUUUUUAUCCCACGAUAUUACCUUAAGAUUUCCCUUCUCCAUGCUGCUGGACACAGUACAAACUUGGUUGUCUCUAAAACAUAAAGUUGUUCUAUAUUGCCCAGUUUUAAUAUCAGAAUUGUUGAUUUUUUUCUAAAAUUCAAACAUGAGUACCAAAACUGACUUUUUCUCUAGUGAAAGAUAGCUUUAAAGAGCAGUGAAUUCCCCUGCCCCCGGCCCAGGUCUUUUUCACCUGAUAAUUGCAAAUCAGGGCCCAUAAAAAAAUGUAGUGUUUAGUUUACUUUAAAAAGACAGAAAAACUUGAAAAGAUUGUGAAACUACAGUUUCAUUAUUUUCUUACUCUUUCUGCAACUUAAAAUACAUAUUAUAGGAGACAUUGUCCUGUCAUUGAUGUGACAUUUAUGCCACACUUUCAAAGACAAUCACAGAAAAAAGUCCCUUUUCUGAAUUAAAAAUAUACAUAAUUUCUGCCUAGAAUCUUUAUUCAAACUCUGUUGGGCAGUGAAAUGAAUGUCUGCCAACUGCAGAACCAUAAUUCAUUAGGUUCCAACAUCUUUCUUUUAAGGAGAAACACCUGCCUUAAUAACGGUGUUUUGUUAAACUAAUUAAGAAUUUUGGAUUGAGAUUUCUUAAACCUUUCUUCAAAUGUUCCACACAUAUAUGCUUUUAAAUUAUGAAAUAUUUUAAAUAUGCACAAAAGUAUAAAUAAUAAUAUAAUGAAUUUCUAUCUAUGUAACACCUAGUUUAAAAAAGCAAAUAUAACAAAUAUAGUUACAUUCCCCUGUAUAUCCUUCCUUGGUUCCACAAAUAUAUUUUUCAGUCAGUUUUUUAGACUAAUUUUUAUUUUUAUUUUUAUUUUUUAACAUCUAGAACAGAAAUGAAAAAACAUUUGGGCAUGUUUUGAAUUGCAACUCUUGCCUCAGGAAUUCCAAUGAAAUUUAUUUUACUUUAGUAAAAAUAAUCAUAAAAAUGGUUCUAUUUUUUCAAUAAGAAAUUCUUAAGUCUGUGGUCACUAUUGCUCAUCAAAAUUAAUUGUGGCUCAUUUGCUUUGGUCACCAAACAGUAUCAUUUUAGAACCAGCAAAGUUGUAGUUUUGAAAGUGUUUUUGUUUUUUGUUGUUUUUUUUUACCACUAUCCUUUUCUUACCUUAGUAGUCUUAUCUCUGAUCUGAAGUUUCUCAUAAUGUGAAACACAAUCAGAUUCACUUCGGGCAGCAUGUGCAUUAUAGGGUACAAGGGCGAUUGUGCCUCUGAACUUCUGUCUUCUAAAUUAAAGGCCAGACCAUGCUGAUCACCUCACAAAGCACUGACUGUGAGACAGUUGGGGAGAGAAUAUACUCUGAAUUGCUUCAGUAACUUUAUUUUGUAUGAAAUGCUUGGGAAAAACUGUUUUUAAGCCGAAAGCAAAGAGCCCAAUUUAUCGAGAGGUGAAUUUUAUCUCUUGAAUAGCAGUCAUAUUAUUAUAAAUUUUGCUGAAAAAGGAAAAAUUUAUGAAAUAUUUAUACUAUGAAAUGCAAUAACAUUCUACUUGUUUGUUACAUUUAAGUCCUUAUGUAACUGAAUGUUUACAAGCCAAAAAAAAAAAAAAGCAAGUUAUAAGAAAAUACUGCCACAAGCCCAUCACUGUGGCAUUGCCAGAAUACUACUUGCUUACAGUCUUUAUAGUACAUUUUUAUCACAACCUCAGAGUAUCUUUACCAAAGAUUUUUAAAGUAAAUCUUUUUAAAUAUAGACUUACUAUACUUUUAUAUAAUAAUGAAUGUGCACACAUACAUAUGCAGAAAUAUUUAGAUUUAGGUUUUUUUUUUCUUUCACAAGGUAUAAUAAGGAAAGGAUCCUACAAUAUUUUAUUCCAGGAUUUCUUAAAUAUAUGACUUAUAUUGCUUUCUUGUCUUUUCUAUUAAUCAUUUGGCUUAAACAAUGCCAAAUCACUCUUUGUUAUUUUAGUUACAUGAACUGUUGCCUAUCACAGAGAUUUAAAGAUCGUAUUACCUUAAUGAUUUAUUAUUCUAUUAUCUUUUGAUAUAUUGUCUUAAUUGAUGACAUUUAAAUUCAUAAAUAAUGGGAAAAAAUCAUACAGUCUAUUACAGAAGUUAGUAAAAAUAUACUGGUUUUAAAAAUUGUCAAGAACACAAACACUUAGUGAUUCUGUGUAACAGGAGAGACACGGAAAAGGGAAAAUCACCCGCUCCGCCAUGGGCUCUGCAGACCAUUUCAACGCCAGAGUCCUUCAUCGCCCGGAUCCCCAGCUCAUGCUGACUCCAUGUGGUGUCUAAUGUGCAAACAAAAUUGCCUUUAAAAUUUAAAAAUAAGUCCUGUGUUCCAGCAUAAGGUGUCAAGGGCUUUGAGAUGCUGGAAAUCUCUGCAGCUCAAACAUGUGGGUUCUUGUUCUUGUUGACAAAUUAUUUCUGUAGGAGCAAAUUCCCUGGUCAAAAUUCCCUCAUUGAGUAUAUGCUGAUUGAUGUAGUGGAAUUCCUAACACUUGUAAUUGUUUUCUCUCUAUGAAAGAUCCUUUAGAGAUGCUUGUGGUGAUGUUUAAAGUCUAUAAAACUCUACAUCUAGACAAGUAUUUUCAUCGGGGUUCAGAGGAAGAAAGAGAACACUUCUGUGGGGCUAUCAUAGAUAGGGCUUUGUGGAAUACAGAAAGGACUCUGAAAACACAUCUUCUAACAGUUUUCCUAGUUAGUAAAAAUCCUAUUAAUGUGAACCAGCCAGGAAUAACAGUGUUAUUUCUAUUUGAUACAGUUUGGGUGUCUCUUGUCAAAUCUGUGUCAGCUGCCCCUUGAUGCCUCUGUUUUCAAGUUUUGAAGGGUGUUGGGGAAAUUCUGGCAGCUGCUAGGGAGAUCAGGGAAGAACUGAUGUAACCUCACAGCCUCUCACCAUUCCUCUUGGCUUGGAAAGGCUUUUUCUCCAUAUACAUUUCUAGAAAUAUUGCUAUACUACCUUAGGAUUUCACAUUUGUAGUUUAAACAAGCGAUUGUCCAUCUGUUGCCUCAAGCUACAGUACAUGUGUGUUACGAAAUAUGACAGCAUGUUCUAUACCCUGCUUUAGCCAUCUGUGGAAAACCAGGAGACUGAAAAAGAUAUACCUCUGUGAAAUGUUCCUCGAGUCCCUCUCCUGAGAUUGCUCUUUUGGUGCACUUUUGUGGGAGACAAUCAGAGAGCAACAUACACGUGUGCCUUAUUGUCAAAGACUCUUUGCACUACUAGGAGUUCUCCACUGAAGCAUCUAGAGCUUAAAUACUAAUCCUGAAAGCCCAAAGAUACACUCACCAGCAAAACCCAGAGAGGUCUUAACUUUUCAUCUUAAGCUUUUCUAAUAGUAUUUCUUUUCUCCAUUAUGUCUUGGAAGUACCUUAGAGAUUCUUAAAAUUGAGGAAACAUUCUUAAUGGCCACAAGGUGAUGUAUUGGAUGUUGUUAUUGAUUAUUUGGUCUUACUCUGGCUUUAGUCAGAUAAUGAAGACAGGACUUCACGUUGAACCUGUAACAGCCAUUCAGCAUAUCUACUUUUUAAAAUUGCCAUAAUUUUUUGGUUUGUUUGUUGUUGUUGUUUUCAUUUAAUAGUGGACAGAACAAGUUUAGAAUCCUAGUUCUAAGUUAUUACAGGGCAACCGUGAACAUUUGAGGUCAAGUUAUCUACUUAACAGGUAACUAUACUGAAUUUUUUCUCCUGAGGCUGUUGUUUGGUUAGCAUACAAUUUUAAACCUUUAAAAGAUUAUCUGGUUAAAGCUAUGCAACUUGGUAAGAAUUCUUAAUCUCUCUCCCUUCCUCUUUUUCUCCCUCCUCUUUUUUCCUUCCUUCUUUCUUGCUUUCUUUCUUCCCUCCUUUUCAUUGUACCUAUUAAUGCUAUCCUGCUUCAGCUUUUCAUAAAUAAAUCAAUGCAUUAUAGUCCUUAUGGUGUUAUGAUCAUAAUAAGGGAAGAAGGCUCCCACAAAAUACAUGUGGCAUCCAUAAACCCUUUCUUUCUAGGAUAUAUUUCCCAGAUCGUGUUUAUUUCUAAAAUGAGAUGAGAUAAUAGAGUCUUUGGGUUUUAUUUUAAUAAGAGUUCAUCAGGGAUUCAGAUCCUAGAGUUCUUGGUAAAUUCAUUUAUGACUGCCCUCGUUUUCUCAGCUAAAUGGAAAGUGAUCUUUCUGAGACUCAGGUUUUCAGGGUUUUUUUUUUAAUCCAAAGCAUUUUUUACUAACAAAACAAUGAUAUUUUUUAGUGGUGGCAUGUUAUUUUACUCCACUGAAACUUGGUAAUUUUUAUUAUGGCAAGGAAAAACUAUUGUCUAUCUGGAAUUUUUAUACAUAUCAGCAUUUUGCCCAUGACAGUGAUAUUAAAUCUUAGUAUUUUAUAAAAGCAACCUAAGAACAAGUCUGGGUCUCUCACUGAAGGACUUUGUUAAAACUUAGGUCUGAAAUUCUUUUGAACUCUGGCUAAUACUGAUAAAAAUAUGCAUGUGCCCUCUGUGUCCUUUUGUUUGUUUGUUGGGAAAAAGCUUAUAAUUCUAGGACUGUGUCUCCAUUUUUGUUCCUUAUCCUCACUUUCAUCCUCUACAGGUUUUCACAAGGUUGACACUGAUUUUCCUUUUGGAAAGGAAUCACAUAGGUGGACAGUAAAACAUAAUAACAAUAUAGAAUACUUAAUUCAAUACAUAAAUGAAAUUGCCAAGAAUUAAGAAAAAGUCCCAGUGAGUAUUUCAUUUUAAUAUAUAGGCAGAGUAGUUUUUGUUUGUUUGUUUGUUUGUUUGUUAACCUGUAUUCAGGUGGAGUGGGAUUCAGCAGCAGAAGGGGAAAUUUUAGAGGAGAGACAGUCUGCAAUUAAAACUAUGGCAACACACGGUUCUUGUGUAGUGUGACUGAGAAUUUUCAUAAGGGCUUUAGGGAGCAGCAAUCACUAUUGUGUAAGGAGAUAAAAUAUAUAUAUUUCCAAGUUAAUGAGAUAUUUAAAAGGCACUAUGGCUAACAAUCUAUUUUUCCUCUGUCAGAAAAAAGUAAAAUGACAGCUGCUGCCGGGUUCUGUGCCUGGCCACAACUACACUAGAAAUUUGAUAAUACCUGACCUCUUAUCCCCUCGGAGAGUGGGGCAUAGCUCGCCUCUUUCUGGGAGAUGAUGAUGCAUAUUCUGACAUGUUUUUAGAUAAACUACACUACACCCUAAGCAUCUCUGCAGGUUAGAGAUUUCUGUAUUCAUACAGUGAUUUAUUUGUUUCCAAUGUACUUACUUGGUGAGCGCAAGUACUAGUUUUUUGAUCUUCUGUUCAGAUCUCUUUUCUAUGUCAUGCCUAAUAACCACACUAUGGUGGAUUGUACCUCUUUUCUCUUUUUAGCUGCAAACAGAAAAUUAAAUAUCAAAUGGCAUAUUUUCCCUUCAAUACUGAAAGGACAGACACAUUCCUUUCUCUAUUUUACUUUCCUGGCUCUUGUUCCAAAAAGUUGUGGCUUUAUUUUAGUUGUCCAACAAGCAAGUGGCUGAUUUUGGGGAAAGUUGUGUGGAAGAUGCAUUUUUAUGAAACUCAGUGACAUUUCCCCCUUGAUGUUACCAAAAAAUCACUAAAAUCUCUGCUCUUUGUUUCUGAUUAGCAUACAGAAGUCUCCAACAACUCUAAUAGAACUGGCUCUAGAGCUGAGCAAAACAAGUCUAAUGUCUAAAUAUUUGCCUCUCAGUCAUAUAUUAAUAAUUCUUUCAAUUUUCCCUUGUUUAUUGACAGGAUGUCAAGGCCAAUUAAAUUUCUGCUUUUUCUCUGAACUGUUGGACCCCAAAAUGUUUUCUAAUAUUAUUUCAAUCUAUUGGGUGAAAUGUAGCAAUAGCUUUGGUUCAAGCUAGGUUAAAAUAUUUUUUUUCAGGAUUGAAAGUAAAUUGAAUUUGAAUCACCCAAAGGAAACUGAUAUUAAAUGUGGAAAUUUCCCUCAGGGACUCAAACCCAGGAGAGAGAAUGCUAGAGGAGGGCAGAUGUGCACACAACUUUAUGUGUCGUACUGGUUUUGAUGUUGCCAACAUCAAAGUCAUGCUGAAAAUAAGAAGUAAGUUAAUACAUAUGCCAUGCCUGACACUCCCACUUCUGGUAAAUGUUCAUAAAGUCUCCUCAACCCUUUUUUUCCUGGAUUCUUGAUAGAUUCAGCAUAAACAUUUACUGGCUAAUUCAUUUUGAGAUUCACUUUCAUUCUUCUCUGUUCAAAUGCUUAUAUGCAGAGAUGCUGUGAUUUAGACCAAGUGAACAGCUUUUCUACACCAUCAGUUAGGAACUAUCCUUAGGGGGCCAUAUUUUCUCUUUACACUUGUCUUUCUAACAUCUUUAUACCUUACUCAUUUCUUUAAUUUAAUAAUCACUGUAAGGGAAUCAGCCCCCAAGUAACUUUGAUUCAGGCCAACUGCAGUACGAUCAAACAGGUUCCCCUGGUGCUCCAUCAGAAGAACUGUAGUGUAAGGAAGAGUAAUUCUUCCCAGUGGCAUCAGUAAAGCUUCGUGAAGUAGUAAAAUCUGGUAAGAAUCUUGAAUUGAUGCAUUGACUUACUUAGAAUUGAGGGAAGACUGACUAGUCAGGGCACCAGAAACAACAGGAAAGCAGAGGCUGCAUUUAGGCAAGACCCUCUGUUUAAGUACCGCAGAUUCUGGAACUUCCUUACCAAGAGAAAGAGCUUCUAGAUAGGCAGGUUCGGUGGGAAGGAAAAGGCAUAGAGGAAGCCUAAUUCAAUUUUAUUUGCUUUUUCAUUUUUUCAUAAUUGAAAAAUAGGAUGGCCAAAAUGUAAUGCAACACAUACAGUAUGAAAAACAAGCCUUUUUAUAACAUUCUCACUGUACAGUCUUAGCGGCUCAAAGGUACAUACUUCACUCUUGCAGCAAACACACUUUGUCUUUUGAUCUCCCACCAGAGAAUGAGCAAGGCACCUCUAUUUUCCUGUUGCUUCUAGGUCUAUAAUUAGAAAGGACUCCAUAGUCACCUAUUCCAUUGUGUUGAAAUUCCCUUACAGAUUAAUGGCUAGCAAUAAUACAGACUCUGCUUAAGCAUCACCUACACCAAAUAGCUCAUCACUUCUUAAGGUCUUCCAUUUCCACUGUCACACUUUGUUCUGAGUUCUCCCCUCCCCCCAACCAUCACAGCACCUACCUUUGUGGCUGAUGUUCUCCUUGGUGCCACACAAAACUCAUCUUUAGUACAAAAUUAAAUGUUGCUUCAUCCCUCCAUUUUUACUUAAAAUGUAUUUUUUGCUUUUGGCAGCAUGUUGCUUUUAAAAUAACAUCUGAAUUUUAGCUGAAAAUUAUAAAAACCUUCUUUAAAAAAUUUUAAAACUAGUGAAGGCUCUUAUGAAGGUCAGGUUUAGAGUUUAUGAGUUUUUUAUUGUUUUCUUUCCUUCUUUAUUCAAAUGACAAAUGGUUCUGUCAGUUGCUAUAUAGCUUUAUGCCUUUCCCCAGUAACUAUCCCAGGAACUGUACAUCUAGUUACUUGGUCUGCUGAUAAAUAUUGGGAAAUGUCAGUGUGUGAUCUCUAUUUCUAACAAGGCAAAAGUCAAAAGCAAAAGACAGUGGUUCUGUUAAAACUCAUUACUUCUGGUUGGGCAAAAGGCAAUCAUUCUUGGAGAAAGAAGACAUAUGUUAUGGUUUUAUGUAGAAAGGUAUAAAUUCUUUUCUUACUGCUCUGGAUUACUAGUUUCCAUAGUACUGUCUGGCCUCGGGGAGGACAAGGCCUGCAGCUUCUUCUGGCCCAGUCUGGAACCAGAGAGCCAUAUGGGCAGAACGUGUCAUCAGUCUCCUGGGCAGGACCUGGGGUGGCUUUCUGAGGUCUAAACUAAUAAUUCCUAAGAGAGCUUACAAACUUCUUUCACACAUAAAGCAUCCCUGGGAGGAUGGUUAUUAAUAGCCGAAUCCUAGAAGAAAAAGAUGAGGCUCAGAAUUGUUAAGUGACUUGCUAAGAGUGAUACAGCUGGUAAGGGGCAUAUUUGGGGACGUACUCAGUCUUACAAGUCCAGCAGUCUCUUCUGUGGCCACUCUCAGCACAGAAUACCAGAGCACAAUGUAUGCUUCUCGCAGACGGAAGUACCCCCCAUUCUAUGGCAUCCGAGGAAAUUGCAUCGGCCGUUUAGCUGUUGGGGCAAACCCACAUGUGCACUGUUGGCGACCACAGAGCUGGCAUGCUCAAUGGGACAACUUGUGGAAAAGGACUAGGUGUUGUGUCUGAUCAGUGCUGUGAUGAAGUCAACAAGGAAGGGCCACCGUGAGGAACAAACAAGUGUGGCACUGAGGCACACUGCAGCAAAUUUCCCCAGAGACCCUUGGUUUACUGAAAAACUCUGUGGAACUGUGAGGUUCAGAAUAUCAACAGAGUUCCUAUCAUUUAGAAUUCAGUGCAGUGCAUGGGUGACUUUAUCCUUAAGACAAGUGUCUGUCCUGUGGACUGCAGUGUAAGCCCCACGGAGGGAGAAACUGCAGUAGGUAAACAGUGCAUAUUACUGUCUCUCUCAGUUCACAUUGAUCUGAGGCUCACCAAGUGUGUGUUAAUGCAUCAGGAAUUUCCCAACCAGCCAGACAACCCAUGACCUUUGAAUGUCCGUGAACAAAUACUAUAGGACUGAUUACCAUUCUGAGAUUUGGCCUUUGCCAUUGGAUAGACUGGGCUCCCUGGGCUGUUGUAACUUUAUGAUUCGUAUGUACCUAUCACAGGAUUCUGGUACUGUGCAUUUCCAGGACACUCACUGGGAAGCCUCUGUGUUACUGUAGAAGCUGCUGUACACAGCGAGUCAACCACUGGCCAUUCUUUCUCUUGACCUUCAUCCCUCAGGAAGCUCUGCCUUUUGGUGUGUGCUCUUGGCUUUUUAUUUCAUCCCAUUUCUUUCUUAUAGUUAUUUGGCUUUUGGUUAAAAUCUGUGACUCUGAUUGAAAAUAAUUCUUUCUUCAUCUGAGUUAAAUCUACUGCAGGAAACCUUUAAAAUUUGCUUUCUAGGCAUUUUUCCUCCCCAGAGUUUAUCAUCCAUCAAGCCAGUCUCAUCAUCUGUCUGCUUAUUCCCAGGGAUUAGUAAGGGCCAAGCUGAGUAACAAGCAGCCUCUCACCUCUGUCCAGUCUUCACACCUGGGAAAUGCAGGAGGGACCAGCCCAGCCAGAAGAGUGGUAACCUUGGCUGAGAUGACAACAGUCAGAGUCUGGAAAGGAGCCUCAUUUUCUGUGAGGUUUGAUAAAUGUUAUGGCUGAUGGAUUGGAAAACAGUUCUUGUAGAGUAGAUGGAGCACCCCCACCUAGGAGUGGAUUAAUAGGAGAAGCAUCCUGAGGACUUUGCAAAGUUAUCCAAGUGAGUACACCUGAGUAGAGACUCACUUGGGUAGAACCUGUGACAUCUUAGUAGGGGACAUAGCAGGACAGUGAGGCAGUAAACACAAAAAAGCAGCCCUUAAAAAAUACAUAAAAGAAGCCACAUGCUCUGCUUUAUCUUUACAUAAUAUAAAGAAAAUUAUUAAUACAACUGUUCUUCCUCCUUUCUACACAAUAUAGUCUUUCAUAUUUAGGGGAAAUAUAAUUGUGUUGUCUUUAAAACACACACCCUUGUGUGUGUAUGCACACAUGCCCACACUCAUCCACACACACACACA